AAUACAUGUUUUGCCGAGCUUCGCAUUACUGCUUCCCCGGAAGAGGAGUCACGGAUCGCCACUGGACUACAACAAUAUGAAAUGGUGAGCGAAUGCAACCACUUAAUGCUACACGUUAACCAGCAGUCACUUCAACUGAACCUCUAAAAUCCAUCCGGGUAACACUGUGCCUAUUCAUAGACAAGCCGCGUUCAUGUCUAUCCAUACAUUCAUGUUUUUUUCCAGCCACGAUUCCCACAUUGGCGCGGCAACUACAGCCGCCCAAAAAGGCCUCUCCCAGUCGGAAAUCCAAGCUCUUGGCCGCUGGACACCAGAGGCAUUCAAAAGCUACGUCCGGUCGGACCGCUUAAAUAUAGAAGAGAGAUGCCCGUCGGACCCUUAUCUCCCGAAUCAUCUAACUUCAGCUCGCCCUCAUCUCUCUAAUGCCAACCAAACAUCUUCGCUCUAAACUGCCACAGCAGCAACCCUUCAUGCAGGAGCCCGUCCUUCCAGUUGCCUCUGCCACAGUAGACUUUGCUCGUCCAAAAGCCCGCAUCGCAGCAGCAACCGCUCCCUCAGAGGCCAGUGCUUCCAGUUGCCUCUGCCACAAUGGACUUCGUUCGUCCAGAAGCCCAUAUCGCAGCAGCGACCGCCCUGCCGGGCCUGCGCUUCCAGUUGCCUCUGCAGCAGCAGACUUCGCUUGUCCAGAAGCCCGUUCACUCGCACCGGUCAGGGUCACAGAUGGACAACCUGACAUUUAGAUACAGCGUACUCUUAGUGGAAGGACUGAAAGUUACACCUCAGUCAAGCCAGCCUGCCUUUAUCUUUCUUCUGAUUGCUUAUGUGGUUAUAAUGAUAUUAAACAUUGGGAUUGUGAUUCAGAUCUUGGCAGAAAAAAGUUUACAUGAGCCCAUGCACAUUCUGUUCUGCCAUUUACCACUGAAUGAUGUGAUGGGGGCAACUGUUCUUUUACCACGCAUGUUGAAGGAUAUUUUAACAGAUCCCUCCGCGCGUUACAUCACAUACAUGGAGUGUGUUUUUCAAGCUUUUUUUACUCAUUUGUAUGGAACAACAUCUCACACUAUACUCAUGAUCAUGGCCUUUGACAGAUAUGUGGCCAUAUGUAAUCCAUUACGAUAUUCAUCAAUAAUGACUAACAAAAUGAUUGUGAAAUUAUCUGCAGGAGCCUGGGGUGUUGCAUUACUUCUGGUGGGAAUUCUGAUCAGUCUGUCUGUACGUCUGUCUCACUGCAGAUCAGUGGUACAAAAUCACUUCUGUGACAAUGCUUCACUGUUUAAACUGUCCUGUGAAAAUGUGGUGAUCAAUAAUGUGUAUGGAUUAAGCUUUACUGUCGUAUUAUUUACCUUGUCAAUUGGGUGUACAGUAAUGACAUAUCUCAGGAUAGCGAUUGUUUGCAUAAAAAGCAAAAACAAAUCAACAAACAGCAAAGCCAUAAAAACCUGUGGCACUCAUUUGGCGGUGUAUUUAAUCAUGUUGAUAUCUGGAUUAAACAUUAUUGUUCUUCAUCGUUUCCCUGAUUACACUGAAACCCGAAAGUUAUCAAGUGUAUUGUUCCAUGUUAUACCACCAGGCUUGAAUCCUAUAAUAUAUGGUUUACAAGCUAAAGAAAUAAGACAAAGCAUUUUAACAAUUUUUAGGAAUAAAGUCUAUACUAAAUAA
Molecule: messenger RNA, 1659 nt
Organism: Triplophysa rosa
Lineage: Eukaryota; Metazoa; Chordata; Actinopteri; Cypriniformes; Nemacheilidae
Product: olfactory receptor 13H1-like
Exons: 2
Coding region: 589-1659 (356 amino acids)
Biological process (GO): G protein-coupled receptor signaling pathway
Cellular component (GO): membrane
Molecular function (GO): olfactory receptor activity; G protein-coupled receptor activity
Source: RefSeq, a predicted model, not a curated record